Messenger RNA from Rotaria sordida, 1087 nucleotides. The record is from the annotation of a GenBank genome assembly. NCBI's taxonomy places the organism in Eukaryota, Metazoa, Rotifera, Eurotatoria, Philodinida, Philodinidae.
AUCAACAACUAAAAAUAUUUCGAAUGUAUGUCAUACACCAUCAACAACAUCAUCAAUAUCAUCUUUUGAUGAUCCACCACCUGUUAAACCUCGUCUUUCUCUUCGACCACAACUACCACCACCACCACCUCCACCAUCAUUACCAUUAUUCGUUCCAACAUUUCCUUCAUCAAUACCACCAUUGAGAGGUCCAACACGACCAGCACCAAAGCCGCCAAUACAAACGAAGAUUGAACCACAACAGGCAAGUAUAUCAUAUCGUACAAUAAAUAAUCCAUUUGAUAAAAAUUCAAGUCAUGAUGAAACAAUAUCAACACGUGAUAGUUGUGAUACUGAAUCAUCAUCAACAAGAACAGAUUUUUUCGAUAUAGAACUACAAAAUUUACAUAAUCAAUUAUUAAUUGAUGAUCAAGUUGAUAAAACUGAUAUAAAUAUUAUACAACGUCGUCGACAACAUGUGAUUAGUGAAUUAUUAUCAACUGAACGAGAUUAUGUUCGUGAUCUUGAUUUACUUAUCGAAACAUUUCUUAAUUCAAAUUCAAUAACAUGUCCAGAGAGUAUUAAUAAAAAACUUCUAUUUGGUAAUAUACGUGAUAUAAAUGAUAUAUCAUAUCGUCUUCUUAAUCAACUUGAAUUUGAAUAUACAAAAAAUCAACAAAAUGAUGAUACACAUUGUUGUAUAGGACAAAUUUUUAAUAAUUUAAUAGAUCAAUUAAAAAAUAUCUAUGCUGAAUAUUGUCGAAAUCAUGAAUGGGUACAUAUUUAUUUACGUAAGCAUGGAAAUGAUGAAAAACUUCAAAAAUAUCUUCAAGAUGGUCUUUGUAGAAUUCGUCUUCAAAAAUCAAAUCUUUUUGAUAUUUCAGCUCUUCUAUUACGUCCAAUUCAACGUAUUGUUCGAUAUCCACUUAUAUUAAAUGAAUUGUUUAAAAAUACUAAUAGUGAUCAUAUCGAUUAUAUACAUCUAAAAGACGCCAUUUCAAAUUUGAUAUCUAUGGUUGAUUUUAUUAAUGAAUAUAAACGACGAAAAGAAAUCGGUAUGUGUGUGUGUGUUCAAGCACAUUUAUAUUGUGUUUAUUUUGAGCAGUAA